Messenger RNA from Cadophora gregata, 3353 nucleotides. It is a transcript of the gene LHS1, whose product is annotated as lumenal Hsp70 protein. The coding region runs from base 198 to 3281 and encodes 1027 amino acids. Gene Ontology annotation, molecular function: ATP-dependent protein folding chaperone; ATP binding. The transcript has a single exon. Gene Ontology annotation, biological process: cellular response to hypoxia; endoplasmic reticulum unfolded protein response; negative regulation of hypoxia-induced intrinsic apoptotic signaling pathway. The record is from RefSeq and is a predicted model, not a curated record. Gene Ontology annotation, cellular component: endoplasmic reticulum chaperone complex. NCBI's taxonomy places the organism in Eukaryota, Fungi, Ascomycota, Leotiomycetes, Helotiales, Ploettnerulaceae.
UUUUUGUUCGAGCAAGGAUAGCUUUGGCAUCAGUCCAAUUCCUAAUAAUUUUGCGAUCUGGCGCUUGGAAGUUGUGGACAGAUCUAUGUGGAUAUCCUAACUUCCAUAUAACCUUUGUCUUCCACCUUUCAAGGCAGUUUACUGCUCUCACUCAUUUGGCAGUUUAAGACGCCAAACCUCCCCUCGAACCACACACCAUGGUUUCGUUACGACUUUCCUCAAAUAGAAUGCUUUCUUCGCCUUUACUUUCAAUAUUAUGUCUGUUCUACCUCUUCAGCUCUACCGCACUGGCUGCGUCUGCCGUAUUAGGGGUGGAUCUGGGCACCGAAUACAUCAAGGCCGCCCUUGUUAAGCCAGGAAUUCCUCUAGACAUUGUCCUCACGAAAGACUCCCGACGGAAAGAGACAUCUGCCGUGGCAUUUAAGCCUGCGAAGAACAUUAAGAGCGGGGAAUUCCCUGAACGAGUCUAUGGAUCCGACGCCGUAGCUUUAGCUGCUCGAUUUCCUGGCGAUGUAUACCCAAAUCUCAAGAGACUCUUGGGUCUUGCUACGGACAAUUCGGUGGUACAGGAAUAUGCUUUAAGGCAUCCUGCAUUGAAGUUGGAGGCGGAUAAGACGAGAGGAACAGCUGCUUUUCGAAGUGGCGCAUUCACAGCAGACGAGGAAGUAUGGACGGUGGAGGAAAUACUGGCUAUGGAGCUCCAGAGCGUACAGAAGAACGCUGAAGCUUUAGCAGGAAAAGGAAGCAGUGUCAGAGAUCUGGUCAUUACAGUUCCUCCAUUCUUUUCGGCAGAGGAGAAGAGGGCUGUGAUUCUGGCAGCAGAUUUAGCUGGUCUCAGAGUGUUGGAGCUGAUCAGUGACGGACUGGCGGUCGGUGUUAACUAUGCCACAUCCCGAACCUUUAAAAGUGUAAAUGAGGGUGGAAAGGCAGAGUACCAUAUGGUUUUUGAUAUGGGUGCGGGAUCAACAAAGGCAUCAAUCUUGAAGUUUCAAGGCCGAACAGUAAAGGACGUCGGAAAGUUCAACAAGACAAUUCAGGAGGUUCAGGUCGUGGGCAGUGGAUGGGAUAGAACUCUUGGUGGUGAUGCGCUCAAUGCUGUUCUUGUGGAUGAUAUGAUUGCACAAUUUGUUGCUUCACCAGCAGCUAAGAGCAUUGCGCCAACCGUCGAGGCAGUCCAAGGUCAUGGCCGCGCAGCAGCAAAAUUGUGGAAGGAAGCCGAGAGAUUAAGACAGAUUCUCAGCGCAAACCAGAACACCCAAUCAGGAUUUGAGGGUCUCUAUGAGGAUAUUGAUUUCCGAUACAAGAUCACUCGCGAAGCUUUCGAGAAGUUGACCGAGUCUCAUGCCGCGCGUGUCAGCGCAACCAUGCAAAAGGCCUUGGACAUGGCCGGGCUCGAGAUCCAAGAUAUCGACUCGGUCAUUCUCCACGGUGGAGCUAUCCGAACCCCAUUCGUCCAGAAGGAGCUCGAGAAAUUUAUCGGGAACCCAGACAAGAUCCGCACUAAUGUCAACUCAGACGAGGCAGCCGUUUUUGGUGCUGGAUUUAGAGGUGCUGGAUUGAGCCCAUCUUUCAGAGUCAAGGAGAUCCGUGCCGCUGAAGGAGCUGCCUAUGCCGCCGGUGUAAAAUGGACCAACAUCUACGAAAAGCCGCAACACCAAAGACUUUGGCAGCCAACAUCCUUCCAAGGAGCCGUCAAGCAAUACUCAUUCAAGAACCAGCACGACCCUUUUACUCUCGAGUUUUACCAGCAUGUCGGAUCCGCCGAGAAUGUUUCACCUGGCAGUGCGGAGAAGGUCCUUUUGACUCUUACAACCCAAAACUUGACCGAGUCGGUAACGCAACUCAAGGAAAAGUUCAGCUGCACUGAUGGUGAUAUCAAUGUCAAGUUGAGCACUCGCCUGUCUCCCAGUAACGGUGAGCUUGAAGUCCUCAAGCUUAUUGUCGAUUGUGAGGUUCAGAAUGGUGCUGAAGAAAAGGAGAGCAUGGUUGAUAGCGUCAAGGGCCUCUUCGGCUUUGGCAAGAAAGACCAGGCUCCACUGUCUGCGGAAGAGGAAGCUGCCGAAUCCAGCUCCAGUGUGUCCGAGUCCGCCGAUGCUUCAAGCAGUACAUCCACAAGUGCUUCGUCAUCUUCCGCAUCGGCAUCUUCAUCUGCGAAGGAUGCCAAACCAACCAUCACCAAGCGAAUGGAAGUUAUCCCGUUGAAAUAUACGAAAGUCCGAGGAGGUCUUCCACAAUUGCCCACGUCUGAGAUUACUCGAAUGAAAGAGCGCCUAGCCUCAUUUGCCGAUUCGGAUCGGUCCCGUGGACUUCGAGAGGAAUCUCUUAACCAGCUUGAAGGCUUCACCUACAAGGCUCGUGAUCUCCUUGAGGACGAAGAAUUCAUUGCGGCUUCUACUAGCGAGGAGAGAGCGAGCCUGGAGGCGAAGUCCAAAGCCGCAAGUGACUGGAUCUAUUCUGGCGGUGCAGAGGCAAGCCGCGAUGAGCUCAAGGCUAAGCUCAAGGAGAUGAAAGACAUUGUCACUCCAAUUGAGAUCCGCAAGUCAGAAGCUGUUGCACGACCAGCAGCUCUAAAAGCACUCCAAGAUGCCCUCAAUCAAACGCAGACGGUCAUCAAGGGUAUUUCUGAGCAAAUCGCUAAUGAUACUAAGAACCACGAAGCUUUCAGCUCAUCCAAGUUAGCCGCAGCGUCGGCGAAGGUUACUCCAUCCCCAGUUGCGGACGACUUCGCCGACCUCGAGGAUGAUGAGUCCACGUCAACGACCUCUGCUCCUAUUGAAGAAGAGACCUUGGACCCUCCUACAUACCGGGAAGCGGAUUUGAUUGUUCCACAGGAUCUUUACGAUACCAUCUCUGCAUGGUUGGCAGAGAAGCUGCCACAGCAGGAGAAGCUUGGCCCCACCGAUGACCCUAUUCUUCUCUCCAAAGACUUGACUGCGAAGGCAAAGCAACUCACUGAUAACCACGUGGAGCUUAUCCUGAAGAGCAUGAAGCAACCCUACAAGUCAAGCCGACCGACUCCAAAGAAGGCGAAGAAGCCAAAAGCGAAGAAGACCAAGAAGAGCGGAACAAAGACUGGGUCAGCUGAGAAGGCCGAAAAGACGCUUGACUUCAAUGAGAAGGGCCAGCCCUCGUUCAAGAUCGGCGAAGAUGGCGAGUUACCAAGCGAGGAGGAGAUUAUGGACUUCAUCAAAAAGAGUCAAGCCGAGAACGCUGCUAGAGAAGCAGCCGAUGGCACCACAAAAGAGGACACCGACGAGAAAAAGGUGCAUGAUGAGUUGUGAUAUAGACUUUUGGAGUAUUUAGCAUUUGCAGCGAACGUUGUACAAUACAACUCGUUUCCCACUACUUUGAUU